Messenger RNA from Schizophyllum commune H4-8, 2367 nucleotides. RefSeq lists its product as uncharacterized. The transcript has 6 exons. The record is from RefSeq and is a predicted model, not a curated record. Lineage: Eukaryota; Fungi; Basidiomycota; Agaricomycetes; Agaricales; Schizophyllaceae. Gene Ontology annotation, molecular function: protein kinase activity. Gene Ontology annotation, biological process: protein phosphorylation. Bases 1 to 2367 code for a protein of 788 amino acids.
AUGCACAUAAUUCCGCGUCCAGGCGACAAGCACAAAUGCAAUGUGCCCGAGUUCUACCAGGCCUUUAUCGAACAGAAAGGAUACAAGCGUCUCGCACCGAAGACCAUGGCACGCAUGAUGCAUUUGCUUUGUAAAUGCAAUAGCUUUGACCGUCGCACCGGUCAGUGGAAGUCGCUUAGGCCUCAUCCACAAGGCGGCACCGACUUCAGAACCAUGAAGGACCUCUUGAGUGACGUUCUGUCUGUGGCGGCGGAAGUUUGUCCUAUCCGGUUCUUCUUGGCCAAGAGGACCACCAACUUCCUCUUCCUUCCGGAAUGUCAGACCACGGAGGAGGGCCCUGGCACGAAGUUCUGCGUCGACGCGCCCUCCUACUCGCGCGAAGCUGUGCCGGGAACGGCGAGCAACUACAUUGCUACGGUACCAAGGAAAUCUGCGGCGAUAUACACGGGAGAUGUGGGCGUCACUUGGGAGCUCCGGUGCUGGGAUCACUACUCGGAGAACGAUCACAGCGAAUACUUGAUUCUCAAGUCUGCGGAGCAUAUGUUCUUCAACGACCUUCGGCGUAUGGGCCAUAUCUCGGUGACCUUCGAGGGUCGAACUGCGAGGAUCUGGUGCCACACGCGGGCACAUUCGGUCGUUACGGAGCGCUUUGACAUUGACAAGAAUCCGGAGGAGUUCAUUCAGCUCAUUUUGUUCACGUCCUUCGCCUCCCCCUUCCAGCUUGGAUUCGAUCCUACUAUCCAUCGUAUCGUCGUGGAUGGCAUGGUUCACUACCAGUUCGACGUCGUCCUCCGCGAUGGGACGCACCACGAGUAUCGGUCAGUAUCGGUCGAGCAUGAAGACUCGAAGGCCAGGCUGUACGGUCGAGCGAUGCGUGUCUACAAGGUCGUCGAAUGCGGCGUCGAGAACGGACCUUUUCACGUCGUCCAAGACUACUGGCGCUUCGACGACGAGUACUCGUCCGAGGAGGCGAAGAGUCAGGACGCGAUCUUCGGCGCGCUGGAGAAGGCCUUGCCGGAAGAUGAGUUCGCCGCAGUGCGGCGGCACUUCAUGACAAUACUCGCGGACGGCGCUGUGAUGCACAAGAAUCACGAUACACAUCAGACGAAAGCACUGCCGCACCUCAAUUACCGCAGGCGCUUCCGAACCGUUUGCAAGGAGCACUGUGAGACUCUGCAUCAAGUGCAAGACCCAGCCACGUUUUUCUUCGGGUUAUCCCAGCUCAUAUACAUUUUAGACAAGCUGCGCCGUGCGGGCUACCUGCACCGUGACAUAAGCUUGGGCAAUGUCAUGCUGCACUGUAUCGAUGCACGAGCCACCGAGCUCUCAGAACGCUACAUCACCAAACUCGCUGACCUCGAAUUGGCUAUCGCCUGCGACAAAGUAGCGAAGGAAGAUUUCUCAGUAGGCACCCGAGCGUUCAUGGCUAUCGAAGUCCACAUGCGCCGCCACAUCUUCCUCGGCGACCCAAACGAAUGGAAGCACCUGGUGGUCUUCCAAUACUUCGUCCCCAACCCCCUGCACGACCUCGAGUCCGCCCUCUGGCUCGCCGUUCACUUCGUAUACCACCACUGCAGCCUCCGCGUUCUCAAGAACACACCCUGGGAGACCAUGCGCGGCUACCUAGACGAGAUCGCAUCCUACAGGGAAAGCAUAUUCACCGCAGGUACUAGAGAGCGGGAGCUCUUCGUUUUAAUCGCUGGCUCUACAUUCCUGCCGUUCCGGGAGCAUAUGGAACAGCUGUACGGGCCGGAAACGGUGAUGCUGAAGCUGAGUAGUGUGCUCGAGCGUUUGAGGAGAACUUACCUCGCCGUUGAGGCGGAGAGGAUGUCGGAGGAGGAGAUAGAACAGCGCAUGGCGCGCGAUCCAAGACGGGUCGCGCGCCGCCUUUCGCUGGCUGUCUUUGAGGAACAUGCGGGUCUCUGGGAUGAAGCGCGGGAUGUCUUUCGCGAGAUCAGCGAGUACUUCGUCAAGAACUCGGACUCGCUGGUCAACAUAUCGGACAUCGACUUUGCGACGGGCAAGAUCGAAGGUGAGGAAGAGGCGCCGAUGCCGGAAGUUGCGGAGGAUGGUCCUAUCGACGCUGAGAAUGCGCCUGCAGUCACCGCAGAUGGUCCUUUUAUUGUUGACGAUGCACCUACCGCGGAAGCGGCGCUGAAAAAGGGAAAGGAUGCAGCGCAAGAGGACAAGGCUACUGCAGAGAAGCUUAAUUUUACGCAGUCGACACGGAAGCGGAAGAGGAACGGGGAGGCAGAGGGGGGUGGGAAGAGGAAGCGCAGCCCCCAGUCUUUGAACCCGGAGAUCCCUCGCGCCGCCAAAGUGACUAGGCGUUCUGCGAGGCUGGCGUCGAGAGGUCCCCAGGUAUGA